Messenger RNA from Anneissia japonica, 993 nucleotides. RefSeq lists its product as uncharacterized. The coding region runs from base 1 to 993 and encodes 330 amino acids. The record is from RefSeq and is a predicted model, not a curated record. The transcript is spliced from 6 exons. NCBI's taxonomy places the organism in Eukaryota, Metazoa, Echinodermata, Crinoidea, Comatulida, Comatulidae.
AUGAGGAGAAGUAAUGAUGGGUGUACCGUUGUGGGAUUUGAAAGUUCGCGAGGACCUAUUGCUGGUUGGAACUUGUAUGGCAACCAAUUAACUGAUCUAAACCAAGGUGUAUUCAUUGGUUUGACCAGUCUUCGAACAUUAAAUGUUAUCUGGUUGGAUGCAUAUACAACCAGUAGUGAUCCAAAAGUUAUCGCCGGCUAUUAUAUACAUACAGUCCAGAAGAUAAUGGGAUGUCCAGUGUUUAUUCGGACAGAUCUUGGAACGGAAAACACUGUCGUGGGCCAGUUACAACAGUUUCUUUCAAAUAAUGAUAGGCGAUUUAUGCAGGGCACGAGCCAACAUAACCCACGAAUUGAGUGCUGGUGGAGCAUGUUAAGAAAGCACUGUUCUCAAUUCUGGAUGAGUUUGUUUCAAAAACUGAAGCACGAUGGGAAAUUUAGUGGUGAUCAUCUGGACAGAUCUUUAAUCCAGUUUUGUUUUAUGAAGCUUAUUCAGGAUGAUAUGAAUACUGUCGCUAAAGAGUGGAAUGCCCAUCGCAUAACCCCUUCAAGGAAUCGCCACGGACCGUUUGGACGCCCGGUAAUGAUGUAUAAUGUGCCACAAAUGUUCGAGGGACAGGAUUUCCUUGUACCUGUGGACGAUGAUGAAGUAGAGCUAUGCAACAGCGAAUGUACUUUCAAAAGUCAAUUCCCGUGCGACGAAGACGUAUUUGAACUGUGUUUAAUCUUUACUAUACUUACAAUGUCACAGGGACAAUCCCUUAAAAGGAAAUUACAUCCAGAAGCCGUUCCAACAAUUAACCAUACAGGGAAAAGAGAGCUACCUGUAGGUGCCAGCAUUUCAGAGACUCCAAGAUCUGCCUACAAAAAACGUGAAAUUAGAAGGAUUCUGCAAGAAAACAUAAACUAUGGGAAUGUAGAUCACAUUCAAGAGCCACCUGAUGUACAACUGGAAGUAGAGGAAGUUAAUUUAAAGGAAUCACCACAAAUUUAG